Molecule: messenger RNA, 1823 nt
Organism: Lathyrus oleraceus (garden pea)
Lineage: Eukaryota; Viridiplantae; Streptophyta; Magnoliopsida; Fabales; Fabaceae
Product: ran-binding protein M homolog
Exons: 10
Coding region: 212-1612 (466 amino acids)
Molecular function (GO): protein binding
Source: RefSeq, a predicted model, not a curated record
GAGUUGUGAUGGAAGAAAGUACAAGUACAGUAACUGCACCAAAAAAAACGAAAAUUAAAACAAACGAAAAGAAAAAGAGAAACGAAAACAAUAUCAGUUCGUUCCAACCGAAAGAGCGUGAAGGGUUAGAUUUGGAAUUACAUCUUCGCAACCGAAUCUAACCAUUCUCUCGAUUGCAAAAUUAGGGUUUUGAGUUCUUGCGAUUUCAGUGAUGAAAGAAACCAACGGUAAGAACAGCGUUGAAAAGCUAGAUCAAGAACAAGAUCUAGGACUGUAUUUCCUGGAAUUGUGUCGCCGGAAAGUGAAAGAAGAGUUGGAAGAUUACGGCGGCGAUGAUGAUGAGAAAGAAGAAUCUCCGACGGAGCUCAACACUCUGAACAGUUCAGGAGGUUUUGUUGUUGUGGCUACUGAUAAGCUUUCGGUGAAGUAUGUGAGUGUUAAUCUUCACGGUCAUGAUGUUGGUGUUAUUCAAGCUAAUAAAGUUGCUCCGAUGAAGCGUCUUGUUUACUAUUUCGAGAUUACUGUUAAGGAUGCUGGCGUUAAAGGUCAGGUUUCAAUUGGAUUUACGUCGGAGAAUUUCAAGAUGCGGAGACAGCCUGGGUGGGAGGCUAAUAGCUGUGGAUAUCACGGGGAUGAUGGUCUCCUUUAUCGUGGACAAGCCAAAGGGGAAACUUUUGGUCCAACCUAUACCACUGGUGAUAUAGUUGGUGCCGGAAUUAACUAUGCUGCUCAGGAGUUUUUUUUCACUAAAAAUGGGCGAGUUGUUGGCACAGUCUACAAAGACAUGAAGGGUCCACUUUUCCCAACUGUUGCUGUUCAUAGCCAGAAUGAAGAGGUACAUGUCAAUUUUGGUCAGAAACCAUAUGCCUUUGAUCUGAAGGAGUUUGAAGCACAUGAAAGAAUGAAGCAGCAAGUGAAAAUAGAGGAUAUUCCUGUGGUACCAAAUGCCAGUUAUGGAAUUGUCCGUUCCUACCUGCUACACUAUGGCUAUGAAGAUACAUUGGAUUCAUUUGAUUUGGCUAGUAAGAGUACUGUUCCUCCUAUAAAUAUAGUGGAAGAUAAUGGUAUUGAUGACCAGGAAACAACAUAUGCAUUGAAUCACAGAAAGACUCUCCGGCAGCUAAUCAGGAAUGGGGAGAUUGAUGUUGCAUUUGGUAAAUUGCGUGAAUGGUAUCCCCAGAUUGCUGAGGACAAUACAUCAGCUAUGUGUUUUCUGCUUCAUUGCCAAAAGUUUAUCGAACUAGUUCGGGCUGGAGCACUGGAGGAGGCUGUCAAAUAUGGAAGAAAAGAAUUGUCAAGAUUUUUUGGGUUGCCUGUCUUUGAGGAUUUAGUUCAGGAAUGUGUUGCUUUGCUUGCCUACGAACGGCCAUUGGAAUCUGCGAUAGGUUAUCUUCUAAAAGACUCGCAGCGUGAAAUUGUAGCAGACACAGUAAAUGCAAUGAUAUUGUCCACAAAUCCCAACAUGAAAGAAGCAAAAAAUUGCUUGCACUCCCAUCUUGAGAGGUUACUUAGACAGCUCACUGCAUGUUGCUCGGAGAGACGAUCAUUAAGUGGAAAUCAAGGAGAAACUUUUCAACUUCAAAGAGUGCUUAGCAUUGGUAAAAGAAGCUAGUUCAUAUUUUAUAACAAUGCCAAAUGAUCAAAAUUGAUCUUAGGGUAUACUGUGGAGUCCCCAUCUAUGUACAUUUUGAUUUUCUUAGGUUGUGUAUAUGCAUGUAAGCUUGUAACCUUUUCAUAAUCAGAACGAUGGAAAUUAGAAAUUGAACUUUACAUGUUUUCAAGUCAAAAUAAGUGGCAUCUCAUAUUUUUUCCCCUGUUUUCAA